Neolamprologus brichardi is the source of this 2016-nucleotide messenger RNA. It is a transcript of the gene sdf2l1, whose product is annotated as stromal cell-derived factor 2-like 1. The record is from RefSeq and is a predicted model, not a curated record. NCBI's taxonomy places the organism in Eukaryota, Metazoa, Chordata, Actinopteri, Cichliformes, Cichlidae.
GUGGUGAUUGGUGGAAAGCAGCAUUGCGGUUCGGAAGUGAGUGCCGGUCAUGACAGCAGAGACACAAAGAUGGAGGUGGUUGGUACUAUCCGCGGGCUCAUCAGGUCGUUGCUCUUCUUGCUGCUGUGGUCCAGCUGUGAAGGACGAGACUCGGAGCUCAGCUAUGUGACCUGCGGCUCUCUAGUCAAACUGUUUAACACCAGACACAACGUCCGACUGCACUCCCACGACGUUAAGUACGGCUCAGGUAGUGGACAGCAGUCUGUAACUGGAGUGGAGAACGCAGAUGAUGCCAACAGCUACUGGCAGAUUCGUGGGAAGCCCAACAAUCCAUGUCUGCGUGGUGCUCCCAUCAAAUGUGGCCAGGCCAUUCGCAUCACACACAUGAAGACUGGACGAAACCUCCACACACACCACUUCAGCUCUCCUCUGUCUAAUAACCAGGAGGUGAGUGCUUUCGGAGAGAACGGCGAGGGUGACAACCUGGACGUGUGGACGGUUCAGUGUGAAGGCAUUCACUGGGAGCGCGACGAGGCUGUGCGCUUCAAACACGUGGGCACCGACGUCUUCCUGAGUGUGACGGGCGAACAGUACGGCCACCCCAUACGUGGACAGCGGGAGGUGCACGGCAUGAGCUCCCCCAAUCAGCACAACUGGUGGCGUACUAUGGAGGGCGUCUUCAUCCAGCCCAGCCAGGAACCGCUGCGCCACGAUGAACUCUGACAUCAUCAUCAUCAUCAUCAUCAUCAUCAUUAGGAGACAUGAGCAUGGACAUGCUUCUGCCUGGACCUGAUGUAUGACUUGACUGAGAAAUCUUUUCUAUGUGAAGCACUCGGGGUGUUUUGUGACAUGAAGGGGGUUGGCAGGCAUUAUUUGUGUGUACGUAGUGUAGCCUCAAUAUGUUCUUUCAGCUUCUUCCUUGGAGAAUGUGAUGAGGGAUAACAUUGAGCCAGGGGAGAUGCAUGAGGAUGGCUAUAGUCCUGAAGAAAACUAUAAUUUGAUUAAUUUUGUCCAGAAAUACAUAAUGACAUGUACUGUAUGUAAUAAAGCCUUUCUUUAUUUCAUAUUUGGUGUAUAUAGGUGUAAUUAGAGCACACUUCACUGUCUGUCUUUUCGCCACUGUUCCUGUGUUUGCAAGGUUAUGGUAUCUGGAUUCUUUGCUGAGCUUAUCUAAGCUUAGCAGAUUGUCUAGGUGUCUCCUGCUACCUUAACUCUAGCUGCUGCAUUGGGAUUGGCACAACACAAGACUGGCUCCAUUAUUGAUCCUGUCAGCCUUUCUGUUUACACUGCAGUGUACAACCUGCCAGACUCACAAGGUGGCAGAAUACUCCACCUCAGUGCUGAGUCCAAUUACAAUGCUUGGUUAUAUAUUGUAAUGUGUAACAGUUGAUUGUUUUACUGUGCUUUGUAGAGUGUUGCAAUGGAGGAAAACCCGUAUCUUGUGACCCCGUAGUCCCCGUAGCACAAUUUUGGAGAUCUUUCACAAAGUGACCACAAGCACUCUGCUCACUGUGAGUUUUCUACUGUGGCUCAGGAGGUAGAGCACUCAGCAUGCCAAAAAUCACUGGGCAAGAUACUAACCCUAAGUUGCAGUAUGAAAGUGCGUGAAUGUUAGAAAGCGCACUCUAGUUUUUUCAUAAAGGCAAACUUUAAGAAUGGCUCUGUGAUGGAGAUCAGGGAGUCUUCAUAUAUCCCAGCAUAGCAGCCUUUGAUACUCGAGUAAUUAACAUAAUUUUAUAAUUUUAAUUAGCCAUUCAUCUUAAAUAGUAGCCUAAGUGAGGAACACGAGUCAUUAUGUUGUGUAUUCAUUCAGCAUAUUUAACAAAUUCAGUAAUACUGAAGCUCCAGUUUUUCAGUGCUGUCAGCAGAUGUACUGUGCUCCAUCCGUCAACAACCACCUCUGCUAUAUUAAGUAAAAACACAAAAGGACCAGCAAAAUGAUGAAUGGAUUGAACAGUGGAAUGACAUCAGUUUUAUUAUUAAAUGUUAAAAUAUGGAAGAUGAUGGUAAACACUA